GGAAGAAGAAGGGCUAUGCAGCCGCCUCAGCCGCCCCCCUACGAGUUCCUCAGCGAGGAGAACGGGCAGAAAUGGCGGGGGCUCCUCGUGCCGGCCCUGCGUAAGGUUCAGCAGCAAGUCCAUCCCAACCUUUCAGCCAAGGAAGAUUCCCUCUUUUACAUCGAGGAACUAAUUCUUCAACUGUUAAAUAAGUUAUGCAUUGCACAGCCACGGACAUUUCAAGAUGUGGAGCUGUUAAACUUUCUUUUUUUCCUUCAGUCAAUUGCUGAUGGCUUUAAAGAAGCAGUACAAUAUGUGCUACCACGUCUCAUGUUAGUGCCUGUUUAUCACUGUCUGCACUAUUUUGAAUUGCUACAGCAACUUCAAGAAUGCAGUGAAGAUGAAGAAGACUGUGAAUGUUUAAAACAAGCCAUCACAGCUCUCCUGAAUCUCCAAUGUAGUAUGGAACGCAUUUAUAACAAACAUUCACCUAGACGUCGACCUGGGGAGCCUGUGUCUUGGUUCUACAACCGCCAAAUAAGAAGCAAGCAUCUGGCCAUUAAAAAAAUGAAUGAGAUCCAGAAAAACAUUGAUGGUUGGGAAGGCAAAGAUAUUGGUCAGUGCUGUAAUGAAUUUAUAAUGGAAGGCACUCUGGCAAGAGUAGGAGCCAAGCAUGAACGACAUGUAUUUCUCUUUGAUGGUUUAAUGAUCAGCUGCAAAGCCAACCACGGACAGUCCCGACUUCCAGGUUAUAGCAACGCAGAAUACCGACUCAAAGAAAAGAUUAUUAUGAGGAAAGUCCAUAUAGUUGAUAAAGAUGACACUUGUGAAUACAAAAAUGCUUUUGAACUGGUGUCUAAGGAUGAGAACAGCUUUAUCUUUGCUGCCAAGUCUGCUGAAGAGAAGAACAACUGGAUGGCAGCCCUGAUUUCCCUCCAGUAUCGUAGCACCCUUGACCGAAUGUUGGAUGCCGUACUAUUGCAAGAAGAGAAUGAGCAGCCCCUGCGACUCCCCAGUCCAAGUAUCUAUCGUUUUGCAGUGGAAGACUCUGAGGAGAACAUAGUUUUUGAGGACAAUCUUCAGAGCAGGAAUGGGAUUCCGAUCAUCAAAGGUGGAACUGUGGUGAAACUCAUUGAAAGACUAACUUAUCACAUGUAUGCAGAUCCUAAUUUUGUACGUACUUUCCUUACCACAUAUCGCUCCUUUUGUAAGCCGCAAGAGCUGCUAAGUUUGUUGAUAGAAAGUAACAGUAAUAAAAUCACCAUAUUGGAACAAGCCUUUGACCCAUAUGAAACCUUAUCACAGGAAAUCCUUUCACCACAAUAUCAAGAACAUUUUAAUAAUGUAAUGGCUAAACCUGCUGUGGCCUUACACUUCCAGGAUAUUGACAUGAUAUUCAGCAACAUCACAGAUAUCCAUGAAUUGACAAUGAAGCUCUUGGGAUUAAUUGAGGACACAGUUGAAAUGACUGAUGAAAGUAGUCCUCAUCCCCUGGUUGGCAGUUGUUUUGAAGAUCUAGCAGAAGAGCGUGUUCAAAAGACAUUUCCUCAUCCAAUUGACAAGUGGGCAAUUGCAGAUGCACAGUCAGCUAUUGAGAAGCGAAAACGAAGAAAUCCUUUGCUGUUGCCGGUGGACAAAAUACAUCCUUUAUUAAAGGAGGUUCUUGGUUAUAAAAUAGAUUAUCACAUGUCUCUUUAUAUUGUGGCUGUCCUGGAAUACAUCUCUGCUGACAUCUUAAAAUUGGCUGGCAAUUAUGUUUUCAACAUACGACAUUUUGAGAUUUCCCAACAGGACAUUAAAGUAUCCAUGUGUGCUGAUAAGGUAUUAAUGGAUAUGUUUGAUCAAGAUGACAUUGGUUUGAUUUCCUUAUGUGAGGAAGAGCCUUCUUCUUCUGGUGAACUUAAUUACUAUGAUCUUGUCAGGACUGAAAUUGCAGAUGAAAGACACAAUAAAUUUGUGCUUUGCAUCUCUGAUAUCGAAAUCCUUUAUACAAUCUACCAGCAAUGUCUGAUGUGUUUUCCAGGCAAAUCCAUGAAGAAGUGGGUGGAAUCCAUUGCAAAGAUUAUCCGGAGGAAAAAACAAGCUCAUGCAAAUGGCAUAAGCCAUAAUAUAACAUUUGAAAGCCCUCCCCCUCCAAUUGAGUGGCAUCUCAGCCGUCAGUUUGAGACAUUUGACCUCAUGACAUUGCAUCCCAUAGAGAUUGCUCGGCAGCUAACUCUCCUGGAAUCUGAUCUCUACAGGGCUGUCCAGCCUUCAGAACUUGUUGGGAGUGUGUGGACAAAAGAGGAUAAAGAAAUUAAUUCCCCAAACCUGCUGAAAAUGAUUCGGCACACAACAAAUCUUACACUUUGGUUUGAAAAGUGUAUAGUAGAAAUGGAAAACUUUGAAGAGCGAGUGGCUGUGCUAAGCAGGAUUAUAGAAAUUUUGCAGGUUUUCCAGGACUUAAAUAAUUUCAAUGGAGUUCUUGAAAUAGUCAGUGCAAUGAAUUCUGUCUCGGUGUACAGACUAGACCACACCUUUGAAGCACUGCAAGAAAGAAAAAAGAAAAUUUUAGAUGAAGCAGUAGAAUUAAGUCAAGAUCACUUUAAAAAAUAUCUUGCUAAACUCAAAUCAAUCAAUCCACCAUGUGUGCCUUUUUUUGGGAUAUACUUAACAAAUAUUCUAAAAACAGAAGAAGGGAAUCCUGACUUCCUAAAAAGACAAGGGAAAGGACUGAUCAACUUUAGUAAAAGGAGGAAGGUGGCUGAAAUCACAGGAGAAAUCCAACAGUAUCAGAACCAACCUUACUGUUUACGUGUUGAAUCAGACAUCCGGAGAUUCUUUGAAAAUUUGAACCCCAUGGGAAAUUACCCAGAAAAAGAAUUCACAGACUAUUUAUUCAACAAAUCUCAGGAGAUUGAGCCCCGAAAUUGCAAGCAGCCCUCUAGAUAUCCUAGAAAAACCAGCUACUCUCUAAAAUCUCCUGGAAUAAGGCCAAAUACUGGCAGGCACAGCUCCACAUCUGGCACUUUGAGAGGCCAUCCAACUCCUCUUGAAAAGGAGCCCUAUAAGAUUAGUUUUAGCAGAAUCACUGAAACUGAACAGGAGUCUGCAGCAUCAGCACCAACCUCACCAAACAUCCCAUCCACUCCUCCAGUGUCUGCGUCAUCAGAAGUCAGUGUAUUCAUAGACAUUGAUCUCAAUAGCUCCUAUGGUAGUAAUAACAGCAUAUUUGCUCCUGUCCUUUUGCCACAGUCAAAAUCAUUCUUUAGUUCAUGUGGAAGUUUGCAUAAAUUAAGUGAAGAACCCCUGGUUCCUCCUCCUCUGCCACCUCGCAAGAAAUUUGAUCAGGAGCUUUCCAACUCAAAGGGUGGUUCCAGAUCUGAUGAUGAUCCUCCUGCUGUCCCCCCGAGACAGCCACCUCCUCCAAAGAUACAGCCACGAGUCCCAGCUUACACUGGUUUGUUUGAUCAGCCAUUGCAAAGCCCUCCACCACCUCCACCAAGAGACCCUCUGCCUGACACUCCACCUCCCGUGCCCCUUCGCCCUCAAGAGCACUUUGUGAACUGCUCAUUCAAUCUUCAGCCUCCCCCUGUGGGACACUUUCACAGAGAGUCCGACUGGCUCCGGGAAGUUAGCACAUGCCCAAACUCCCCCAACACUCCUCCUGGCACCCCAUCACCUCGAAUAUUGCGUCGCUGGUGCAUGCUCAGCCCAAACCUUAAUAGCCUUGCAGCACCUCCAGUCCCACCUCGCCAGAAUUCCAGUCCUCAGCUACCAAAACUGCCACCAAAGACUUACAAGAGGGAACUUUCUCACCCUCCUUUGCACAGACACUCUUUGCUAGAAAAUGCAGAAACUCCUCAAUGACCUUCGUUAUGUAGUCUUUGACACUGGAAUAGCAGCUCCCAGCUUUACAGUUUCUCCUUAAUUUAUUCCAAUGACACCAUUUAUUUGAGCCCUUCGUCAGGCAAACACAUGGCAGAUCAAGACUCAUCCUCAAGCAUUGGAACAACAGCAGCCUUCAGACUCACUCUAGCCUCUUUACUCAUACCAUCAAUCUUCUCCUCAGGGGAUCAGUAACACUGCCUUCUCCUCUUCCUCUUCAGUGCUGUGACAAAGAAAACUAUAUUUUGCACUGCAAAUGACACACUACAUUAAUUUUAAACUGACAUCAGUUCAUUGCACUGAGCCAAAACAAAAGUGGUUGCUCGUGGAUUUUUUAUUUCCAAACUGGAGCAUGAGCAGCCUUUUCUCUCCAUGUGUGUCUGCGUGUGCGUGUGUUUUUUUAAAGAUGCAAUUAAUUGGAGAAACGUCUCCAAACUGGUGUCUUUAAGCUGUAUCAGGACUGCAAUCCUAGCCAAUAUGGCCUUCUAGAAAGCACCAGGUAAGAUGCAUUGAGAAGUACUCAUGAAGCAUUCUCACCCAAGCCAAGUUACAGUGAAUAGAUUCAUUUCAAUGUGAUUUACCUGGGAGAACUUUCAAGUGGAUGUGCCUAAUUGAUGCCAUAAUUGAUGGACUUCCCACCAAACAUGAAGACCUAUGUCAUCUUUCUAAUUUUGUUUUUAUAAACCUAUUCAGAUACUUUCUUUUCAGGAAAAAAAUUAAAAUCAAGAAGUUUGCGCUAGACCAUUAUAUUACUGUUGUUUUCAAAUGUUAGGUGACAUCAUGUCUUAAUUUUUGUAGUUUUGCUGCUGAAAUUGGGAAAAGAUAAGUGACUAAACCAAGAGAGUGCACUACAAUUGGCCCAAUUAAGUGAGAAGCAGAAAAGGGUCUGCUUCAUCCAUCUGUUCAAGGAGAAUUUAGCAUGUGUGUCCUAUUCAGUUGUGCCUUCAUUGUUUAAACAAGCGGAGGUGUCUUAAGCUAAAAAGUUGCCUGCUGUUUUGGCCAACAAAGCUAUUGCGCCAUAUUAUGUACAGUUGUUUAUAAUGUAUAAUUUACAAAGUAAUAACCUGUAUACACUUCUGUGACUUGAGGCCUCUUCUGUUCUUUCUGUGCAUUAUACUAUUGUAAGCAUUUCUCUACAUAUUAGUGAUGAAAACCAUAUUAUAAUUACCCUUCUUUCCUCAAAUUAGAGCUUUACUGUCAUUAUGGGGUCCCUCCUGAAAAUGUAGUGUUUAAACCAGCAGAUAUUGAAGAAUGCUAUUUUGGACUCUUUGAAACUUAAAUGAGACCUUCCUCUGGCCAGUUGAAUUCUGUUCUUUUCCAUUCAAGCUGGCAUAUUAAAUGAGUCUGGUUCACGAAUUAAAAAUGAACUGAAGAGAGUCUGGUAGCACCUUUUUCAAUUAACUUUUUUUAAAAAGCAUAAGCUUUCAUGAGCCACAACUCACUUUAUCAGAUGUGUAGAGUGGCUAGACCUUGUCCACUUAAGAUGGAUGGACUUCAACUUUCAGAAUCUCUAGUUAGCAUGCUGGAUCAGCCAGUCCACACAACCAUGGCUAAGGUUGAUAAACUGGGAUAGACUGAUAUAGGAUUUAAAUAGGGAUGAUAGGAAAGGAGGUUAUGUAGAUACAGGUUACCUAUGAGACAUAUUAGUAGUAUCUUAUUAACAACUGUUGUGUUAAAACCCCUUUGUUGAUAUCUUGAGCUUGCCUGAAAUCUUUUGAUGUAUAGGUAAUAGACAGACUAAUGACCACAAUUGUGACUAGAACCUAUGUUGUCAUUGUGAUCAUAAGUCUAGUCAAACCUAAUUUUAUGACUAUUUUUAGUCAUAAAAUAAAUCAUCAAUUGUUGAUUGGGCAUUAAAUAAAUUCCACAAAUGUUAAGCAAAUCCAGCUUCCCCAAUGGGUGUUAUUUGCCAAAAAUUGGCAAAAAAGAAUAUAAAGUACAAUCGUGACCACAGGAUGCAACAACUAGUUAUAAAUGUGAACCGAUUACCAACCUCUCAUAUUGCUAUAGGGAUGUUGUAAGUGCAAGUGCAGGUCAUACGUCCCUUUUUCCAAGGUCAUUGUAACUUUUGAACAAUUGUAAAAAAAGCUAUCCUAAGCCAAGGACUACCUGUAUGUACAUUCAGCAUACAGUGAUGACUUUAAAAUGGGUUGGUUGAAAUAGGUGCUACCAGGAUUCCUUGGGGUUUUUUGGUGACUAGGCGCUUUCACAAUGUUCAAGUACUGUAGAAUCCAAAAGCCUUCUCUUGACUGCUAUGUGGCUUUUUACUGUUCUUUGUAUCAGAGUUCUUAACCAGACUAAUAAAUCACCUGGUCUUAAUUUUUAAAAAACCCUGUUCAAGUUAUAUUAUUCUUGCAAAGAUGGGCAU
This is a messenger RNA of Thamnophis sirtalis, 6214 nucleotides long. NCBI's taxonomy places the organism in Eukaryota, Metazoa, Chordata, Lepidosauria, Squamata, Natricidae. The record is from RefSeq and is a predicted model, not a curated record.